Dipodomys ordii (Ord's kangaroo rat) is the source of this 3309-nucleotide messenger RNA. RefSeq names its product Rho guanine nucleotide exchange factor (GEF) 15 (gene Arhgef15). The record is from RefSeq and is a predicted model, not a curated record. Gene Ontology annotation, biological process: activation of GTPase activity. Gene Ontology annotation, molecular function: guanyl-nucleotide exchange factor activity. Bases 134 to 2677 code for a protein of 847 amino acids. Lineage: Eukaryota; Metazoa; Chordata; Mammalia; Rodentia; Heteromyidae. The transcript is spliced from 16 exons.
CACUUGGGGACCUCCGCCAGCAUUUCUUGUUCCCAGAGGCUCCAAGGGCAGGCUGAACACAGAGCUGCACCUCAAAAGACAAAGGGGAUGACUCACGAAGGACACCCCAUUGCUUCAAAGAGCUCAGAGGAAGAUGUCGGCCCAGUCCCUUCCUGCAGCAACACCCCCUACUCUGAAGCCCCCUCGGAUUAUCCGUCCUCGACCCCCUUCUCGGUCCCGAGCCCCUCAUUCUCCAGGGCCUCCCCACAAUGGCUCCUCUCCACAAGUGCUUCCCAGAAACUCUAGUGAGGCGCCAACCCCAAUGUGCACCCCCAUCUUCUGGGAGCCUCCAGUGGCAUCCCUCAAGCCUCCUGCCCUCCUGCCUCCCUCAACAUCGAGAACCAGCCUCGACUCCCAGACUUCACCCGACUCACCUUCCAGCACCCCAAGUCCAGUGUCCAGGCGUUCCAUCUCUCCAGAACCUUCUCCUUGGUCUCCAGUCCCUCCACCCAAGCCCUCAGGGUCACCCCGCACACCUCUGCCCCAGCUCCCCUUACCCGGGGGCCUGACCCAGGAUGGUCCUGCCUCUGCCCCAGGCACUGUGCGGAGACUGGCAGGGAAGUUUGAAUGGGGGACUGAAGGUGGAGCCCAAACAGCAGACUCACUGGAACGGGGCUCCCAAGGGGGCGUGAAUGUGAAUGGGGAGAAAGAGGGUCCCCAAGAUGGCCUUGCUGGACAUGGGUCCCAAGAGAACGGCGCUUCAGAUGCUGCACUGGCCUGCCCUCCUUGCUGUCCCUGUAUGUGCCACCUAGCUCGGCCUGGCAUGGAGCUCCGCUGGGUACCUGUGGGGGCCUCUGAGGAUAGUCUCCGGACCCCCUGCCGGGCCUCCCCACUGCAUUCCUCCCGGUCCCGCCCCAACCCUCCAAGUAUCAGUCAUCCUGCAGUGGUCCUCACCUCCUAUCGCUCCACCGCCGAGCGCAAACUCCUGCCCCCCCUCAAGCCCCCCAAACCAACUCGGGUCAGACAGGAUGCCAGCAUCUCUGUGGACCCCCCACAGCCAGAUGUCGAUCUGCCGGCUGAAGAUGGGAUCCCAAAAGGGGACAGGCCUGAUGAAGCUCCUCAGAAUGCUCCCUCUGCAGCCUUGGAGAGAAGAGAGGAAGAGGGGCUGGAGGAGCUGGAGGGGCUGAAGGAGCAGAAUUGGGAGCUGCCGCUACAGGAUGAACCCCUGUAUCAGACAUACCGGGCAGCUGUGCUAUCAGAGGAGCUGUGGGGUGUUGGUGAGGAUGGGAACCCCUCUCCAGCGAAUCCUGGGGAAGCUCCCACCUUUGCAAGACUCCCCGGGCCUCGCAAUACCCUAUGGCAGGAGCUGCCAGCUGUGAGAGCCAGUGGCCUCUUGGAGACACUCAGCCCCCAAGAGAGGCGCAUGCAGGAGAGCCUGUUUGAGGUAGUGACAUCGGAAGCCUCCUACCUGCGUUCUCUGCGGCUGCUCACUGACACCUUUGUGCUGAGCCAGGCACUCCGGGACACGCUCACCCCUCGUGAUCACCACACGCUCUUCUCCAAUGUACAGCGAGUCCAGGGCGUCAGCGAGCGGUUUCUAGGCACGCUACUGUCCCGCGUACGCUCUUCCCCCCACAUCAGCGACCUGUGUGACGUGGUGCAUGCCCAUGCAGUGGGUCCUUUCUCUGUGUAUGUGGAUUAUGUGAGGAACCAGCAGUAUCAGGAGGAGACCUACAGCCGUCUCAUGGACACAAAUGUGCGCUUUUCUGCGGAGCUGCGGCGUCUGCAGAGCCUGCCCAAGUGUGAGCGGCUCCCGCUGCCAUCCUUCCUGCUGCUGCCCUUCCAGCGGAUCACCAGGCUCCGCAUGCUGCUGCAGAAUAUCCUGCGCCAGACAGAGGAGGGAUCCAAUCGGCAUGAGAACGCCCAGAAAGCCCUGGGUGCUGUCAGUAAGAUCAUUGAGCGGUGUAGUGCCGAGGUGGGCCGCAUGAAGCAGACUGAAGAGCUCAUCCGACUCACCCAACGGCUGCGCUUCCACAAAGUCAAGGCUCUGCCGCUGGUCUCCUGGUCACGCCGCCUGGAAUUGCAGGGAGAACUGACCGAAUUAGGGGGCCGCAGGGGGGGUGUGCUCUUCACCUCCCGCCCUCGCUUUACCCCCCUCUGCCUGCUGCUUUUCAGUGACCUGCUGCUCAUCACUCAGCCCAAGAGUGGGCAGCGGCUGCAGGUUCUGGACUAUGCCCAUCGCUCCCUGGUGCAGGCUCAGCAGGUUCCAGACCCAUCUGGACCCCCUACAUUCCGCCUUUCCCUUCUCAGCAACCACCAGGGCCGGCCUACCCACAGGCUACUCCAAGCCUCUUCCCUAUCAGACAUGCAGCGCUGGCUGGGAGCCUUCCCCACCCCGGGACCCCUUCCCUGCUCCCCAGACACCAUCUAUGAGGACUGUGAGUGUUCCCAGGAGCUGUGUUCAGAGCCAUCGACACCUUCCAAGACUGAGGGGCGUGUUCUGGAGUCCAGGGCUCCUCCCAAGCAUCUGCACAAGAGCCCAGAAGGGUGGCUGAAGGGGCUUCCUGGGGCCUUCCCAGCCCAGUUGGUAUGUGAAGUCACUGGGGAACAGGAAAGGAGGAAGCAUCUUCGUCAGCACCAGAGGCUUCUUGAGACUGUGGGACCCUCUUCAAGCACCCCCAGCUCCCCAUCAACCUAAUGCAGGCUGAAGAUGCUGGUAGUGCUUUGCAAAGAAGAUACAACCCAUCAUCCAGUCACCCGACCAUCCAUCCGUCUUGUAGGAUUCAUUGUCAGUGGAAACACUACCUCUAGUGGCAACCCUGAGUUUCAGGACUGAGCAGACAAUGAAGGCCAUCUGACCCUACACAAUAGGAAAAAUAAGAAUGGCUUGGAUGUGUUGCCAAUCUAGACAAAGGCUUAGUAUAGCACUGAGUGAGUUGGCUGAACCUUUGGCCAAGGAGUAUUCUUAUGUGCUCACAGCCAAGGAAGAUGAAGCUGAAUCAAUGAAUUGAGAAAGGGCUAUGUUGGAGAAAUAGCCCUAUCAUCCAGAAGAAUGGAGAGAGCCAUCCAGCCAAAGAAGAUGGUGAUCUGGGCUCAAAUGCCCAAUAGCCACUACUUGGUUCUGGCCCCAUGCUUUGAGUCUGAGAAGUACUUCCUGUGCCCUCUCAAGACACUUCUCUUCUAGAAGAAUCUAGAACGUGCAUCUCAGAGAAUCUGUGUGUGCCUGUGCUUGUAUGCAGCUGUGUAUAUAUGAAUCAGGGAAGGCAAUUCUGUUGAGCAUGAUGUAUGUGUGGUGGCUUACCCUUUCCUGUGAUUAAAUGCCUUAUUUCU